This is a messenger RNA of Cephus cinctus (wheat stem sawfly), 1770 nucleotides long. RefSeq names its product transmembrane protease serine 9-like. Gene Ontology annotation, molecular function: serine-type endopeptidase activity. NCBI's taxonomy places the organism in Eukaryota, Metazoa, Arthropoda, Insecta, Hymenoptera, Cephidae. The coding region runs from base 60 to 1589 and encodes 509 amino acids. The record is from RefSeq and is a predicted model, not a curated record. The transcript is spliced from 3 exons. Gene Ontology annotation, biological process: proteolysis.
AAAUACUGAGAGUUUUGGCUACACUGCACAAGUACCUGUUCUAAAUUCAAAAAGCGAAGAUGUACAAGUUCUUGGCACUUACGGCUCUACUGGCGGUGGCUUCGGCCGACCCCAUCGGUCUCCUUAAGCAGGCUCACCCCCUGAGCCCCAACGGACGUAUCGUCGGUGGCGCCCCCACUACCAUCCAAAAGGUACCAUACCAGGUACUGAUCCGCGUCUUCGGAACGGCCCUCUGCGGUGGCAGCAUCAUCUCCGAUAACUGGGUCGUGACUGCAGCUCACUGUAGCGUAUUCCCAACCAACUGGUACACCAUCCGCGCUGGUUCCACCUUCUCCAACAGAGGCGGCACCGUCCACUCUCUCGCGGCGAUCAUCACCCACGACAACUACUACAGCACCUCAGAAGGAAUUCCAGUUAACGACGUCAGUCUGUACCGUCUCGUCUCCAGACUCACCCUUGACUCCACCCGUCAGCCAAUCCCACUUUUCAACUCUGGCGAGAGCGCAUCGGUCGGUGCCAUGGCCGUCAUCACCGGAUGGGGUGAUCUCACUCAGGACGGCAGCACCCCCACUGUUCUUCAGACCGUCAGCGUCCCCAUCGUCUCCAAAAGCUCCUGCAACAGUACCUACAGUAUGUGGGGCGGUCUUCCCGCUGGUCAAAUCUGCGCUGCAUACCCUGAGGGUGGCAAGGACGCUUGUCAGGGUGACUCUGGCGGCCCACUUGCCAUCAAUGGCCGUCUUGCUGGUAUUGUAUCAUGGGGUAACGGAUGCGCCCUCCCUGGACUCCCUGGUGCCUACACUGAGAUUGCUGCCUUCCGUGACUGGAUUAUGACCAACUCUGGUGUAUCCGACCCCGUCGUUCUCCUUAAACAGGCUCACCCCCUGAGCCCCAACGGACGUAUCGUCGGUGGCGCCCACACUACCAUCCAAGAGGUACCAUACCAGGUAGUGAUCCGCGUCUUUGGAUCGGCCAUAUGCGGUGGCAGCAUCAUUUCCGAUAACUGGGUCGUGACUGCAGCUCACUGUAACGAUUACCCAACCAGCUGGUACACCAUCCGCGUUGGUUCCACCUUAUCCUACACCGGCGGCAGCGUCCACUCUCUCGCGGACAUCAUCAACCACGACAACUACCACAGCACCUCACAUGGAAUUCCAGUUAACGACGUCGGUCUGUACCGUCUCGCCUCCAGAAUCAAAUUUGACGGCAACCGUCAGCCAAUCCCACUUUUCAACUCUGGCGAGAGCGCAUCGGUCGGUGCCAUGGCCGUCAUCACCGGAUGGGGUAGACUCACUGAGGGUGGCAGCUCCACCAUUAUCCUUCAGGCCGUCAGCGUCCCCAUCCUCUCCAAAAGCUCCUGCGACAGUGCCUACAGUACGUGGGGCGGUAUUCCCGCUGGUCAAAUCUGCGCUGGCUAUCCCGACGGUGGCAAGGACGCUUGCCAGGGUGACUCUGGUGGCCCACUUGCCAUCAAUGGCCGUCUUGCUGGUAUUGUAUCAUGGGGUAAUGGAUGCGCCCGCCCUGGAUUCCCUGGUGCCUACACUGAGGUUGCUGCCUUCCGUGACUGGAUUUCGGCCAACUCUGGUGUAUAAACAUCUUCGUUUUUUUAGGCACGACUGCAUGGACCAUGCGGAAGUGCGUCGUUUGACUGAACAUCACUUGACUGAUUAUAAUGACAGUGUACCCAUAAUCUGAUUGUAACUAUGCAUCCCCUAUUGGAUAAACUAUUUAAUUCGAUUUUUCCAAAUAAAAUGACUUACUCAAUAAUGUCAA